GCCCAAAACUCCGGCUCUCACUAAAUCCUUGGUGUUUCGAGUCUGACGUCAUCCCGCAACCGUCAUUUUGGAAAUUUUAACAAUCAUGGGUAGUUUAGAUGGUCGUUAAAGUAAGGUUAGGGUAAAGGUAAAGGUUUCGUAAGACUUUAAACACCAAGGAUUUUGACACGGCUCUCACUAAAUCCUUGGUGAUCCGACGGUUGCGUGCAAAACGCCCGCUGGCUCGCUGUAUCCUGCUGUGAUGAGGAAGGAAAAGUGAAAGAAACGUUGCUCCACAAAUGUAGCCUUUUCCGCCAUUUUAAACAGGUCGUGUUGAUAAAUAACUAUGCGGACUAGCGAAACGUUUAAGGGAACAUAACAACCGUAAAGAGGUAUAUUCGGGUUACGUAUAGCUGUUUAAUUUAAGUGUAUUAGGAUUUUGGGAAUGAGUGUGUUCAUGUGACGCUUUUCAUCUGUUAAUUAAUUGUUUCUCCCAAGAACCUAACAAUUAGCCUAUUUUACAUUUUCUCUACUAUUUUAAAGCAACUAAACGUUGGUUCGUGGGUUAUCUUUCAAAAUAAACUUCUGCUUCAUUGUGUUAAGGAAGAUUAGGUUCAUAGUAAGGAUCAUCUAAAUUAUUAACUUGGUCUUUUAUUUGUUUUGUGCAUGAAUGUCAUUUCCAUUGAGUUUACGCUGUGGAGAUCAUAUUGAAGAGAUUCAACAUGAAGAUUUUCAUUUAGUCAUUUAGCAGACGCUUUUAUCCAAAGCGACAUGCAAAGAAUUCAAUGAGCAACAAGUGAUAUUUCAUACAGGAGCAAUACUAGGUGCUAAUUCAAUGUUACUAGUUUCAACAUGAACGAAACAUCAACAUUCGAAGAUUUAUCUACAGGAUGCAGAUCAGUCGAUCAGAAGAGAUCAGACUCACCUGAGAUCAGCUGUGUCUCGAUGAAGAGUGAUCAGUCUAUGGAGAAACCUUUGCAUUUUAAAAUAGAAGACACAUCACCUGAUCAUAGAUCAGUCGAUCAGAAGAGAUCAGACUCACCUGAGAUCAGCUGUGUCUCGAUGAAGAGUGAUCAGUCUAUCGAGAAACCUUUGCGUUUUAAAAAAGAAGACACAUCACCUGAUCAGAGUUAUUAUUGUCCGCUUGCUGAAGUCCAAACAACAUUCAAAUCAAAUCUGAAGAAAAAGUUUGAGUGUUUGUGUGAGGGAACAUCAAAGCAGAGAAACCCAACACUGCUGAAUGAGAUCUACACAGAUCUCUACAUCACAAGAAGUGAAAGUAGAGAGAUCAGUAAUGAGCAUGAGGCAACACAGAUCGAGACACAAUCCAGGAGAACAGCAACCAUCUUUAAACCUUUACCUGCACAAGACAAACCCAUCAGAAGUGUGCUGACAAAGGGAAUCGCUGGCAUUGGAAAAACAGUCUCUGUGCAGAAGUUCAUUCUGGACUGGGCUGAAGGGAAAGAGAAUCAGGACGUCCAGCUCAUAUUUCCACUUCCUUUCAGAGAGAUCAGUUUGAUGAAGAACCAAACACACAGUCUUUUAGAUCUUCUUCAUCUUUUCUUCCCAGAGACAAAAGAAAUAGAAAUAUCCAGUGGUGAAUAUAAAGUGUUGUUCAUCUUUGAUGGUUUGGAUGAGUGUCGUGUGUCUCUGGAUUUUCACAGCAGUGUGAGGUUGUGUGAUGUCAGUGAAUCAGCCUCAGUGAAUGUGGUGCUGAUUAACCUCAUCGCAGGGAAUCUGCUUCCCUCUGCUCUCAUCUGGAUCACCUCCAGACCAGCAGCAGCUGAUCUCAUCCCCGCUGAGAGUGUUGAUCGAGUCACAGAGGUACGAGGCUUCACUGACAAACAGAAGGAGGAAUACUUCAGCAAGAGAAUCAGUGAUGAGAGUCUGAACAACAGAAUCAUCUCACACCUGAAGUCAUCCAGGAGCCUCUACAUCAUGUGUCACAUCCCAGUGUUCUGCUGGAUUUCAGCCACUGUUCUAGAGAGAAUGUUGAGUGAAGCAGAGAGUGAAGGAGAGAUCCCCAAGACUCUCACUCAAAUGUACACACACUUCCUGAUCAUUCAGACAAACAUCAAACAUCAUAAGGACUAUGAGAAGAAAGUUAAAGAUAAAGACGUGAUCUUUAAACUGGGCAAACUGGCUUUUGAGCAGCUUGUGAAAGGCAAUGUGAUCUUCUAUGAUGAGGACCUGAGAGAGUGUGGCAUUGAUGUAGCAGAAGCAUCAGUGUACUCAGGAUUGUGUACUCAGAUCUUCAGUGAGGAGUUUGGCUUGUAUCAGGGGAAAGUUUACUGUUUUGUUCAUCUGAGCAUGCAGGAACAUCUAGCUGCUCUUUAUGCUCACCUCUCCAUCACAAACAACUACACAAAUGUGUUUGAUCAAAGUCCUAAACAGUUCUCCAAAGUGUUGCACACAGCGAAACUUGAAUCAUCAAAACCAAUUUUAUUAAUAAAGUUACAUCAAAGAGCUGUAGAUGAAGCUUUACAAAGUGGACAUCUGGAUCUGUUCCUGCGUUUUCUUCUGGGUCUCUCACUGGAAUCCAAUCAGACUCUCUUACAGCAUCUACUGACACAAAUGAGAAGAUGCUCCUACAUAAAGAGUGAAGCUGUUGAGUACAUUAAACAGAAGAUCAAUGAGAAUCUGUCUACGGAGAAAUCCAUCAAUCUGUUUCACUGUCUGAAUGAACUGGGCGAAGAUUCACUGUUGCAGGAGAUUCAACGUUAUGUGAAAUCCGGAUCAGUGGGACGCUUCAAAUUCUCCUCUUCACAAUGGGCAGCAUUAGUUUUUGUGUUGUUGACAUCUGAUCAGCAUUUGGAUGAACUUAAUCUGAAUACAUUUAUUGGAGAUAAAAAUACGGCAGAUGAGGUUCUUGUGAAACUGCAUCCUGUGAUAAAAGAAUCCAAAAAAGUUCUGUUGAGUGAUUAUCCUAUCACAGUUGAAGGUUACACUGCUUUGUCUACAGCUCUGAGAUCAAACCCCUCACACCUAAGAGAACUGAAUCUGUCUGAGAUAAAUCUUGGGGAUUCAGGAUUGAAGCUGAUCUCUUCUGUACUGGAGAAUACUCACUGUAAACUGAAGAAACUGACGUUGUGUUAUUGUAGUAUCUCAGAUGAAGGUUGUGUUGCCCUAUCUUCGGCUCUGAGAUCAAACCCCUCACACAUCAGAGAGCUGGACUUAAACUGGAAUAAUCUGAGAGAUUCAGGAGUGAAGCUGAUCUCUACUGCACUGGAGAAUCCUCAAUGUAAACUGGAGAAACUCGAAUUGUGCAGUUGUAGGAUCACAGAAGAAGGUUGUGUUGCUCUGUCCUCCGCUCUGAGAUCAAACCCUUCACACCUGAGAGAUCUAAAUUUAAGAUGGAAUGACCUGAAAGAUACGGGAGUGAAGCUGCUUUCUACUGUACUGGAGAAUCCUCAAUGUAAACUGGAAAAACUAAACUUGAGGUCUUGUAAUAUCACGGAAGAGGGUCGCGCUGCUCUGGAUUCAGCUCAGAGAUCAAACCCCUCACUCCUGACACAACUUUACCUCUGAAAGAAUCAUUUGAAAUAUACAGUGAACUAUAAUACAAUAAAAAACUGCAAUAAAAAAAUAAUUAUCAUUGUA
Molecule: messenger RNA, 3579 nt
Organism: Triplophysa dalaica
Lineage: Eukaryota; Metazoa; Chordata; Actinopteri; Cypriniformes; Nemacheilidae
Product: NLR family CARD domain-containing protein 3-like
Molecular function (GO): protein binding
Source: RefSeq, a predicted model, not a curated record